Molecule: messenger RNA, 1560 nt
Organism: Aspergillus melleus
Lineage: Eukaryota; Fungi; Ascomycota; Eurotiomycetes; Eurotiales; Aspergillaceae
Product: 2,3-bisphosphoglycerate-independent phosphoglycerate mutase
Exons: 4
Coding region: 1-1560 (519 amino acids)
Biological process (GO): glucose catabolic process
Cellular component (GO): cytoplasm
Molecular function (GO): manganese ion binding
Source: RefSeq, a predicted model, not a curated record
AUGGCCAAGGUUGAUCAGAAGGUCGCCCUCAUCGUCAUCGAUGGCUGGGGUGUCUCCGGCCCCGACCCCAAGGCUGUCGGCGAUGCCAUCCACGCUGCGGAGACUCCCUACAUGUCCGGCUUCGCCGAGGCCGACUCCAAGACGGCCCAGGGCUACACCGAGUUGGACGCCUCGUCGCUGGCUGUCGGUCUGCCCGAAGGUCUCAUGGGUAACAGUGAAGUCGGUCACUUGAACAUUGGUGCUGGUCGUGUCGUCUGGCAGGACAGUGUUCGCAUUGACCAGACCCUCAAGAAAGGAGAGCUGAACAAGGUUGACAGCAUCGUUGCCUCCUUCAAGCGCGCUAAGGAGGGUAACGGCCGUCUGCACUUGCUGGGAUUGGUUUCUGAUGGUGGCGUUCACUCCAACAUCACCCACCUGAUUGGCCUGCUGAAGGUCGCCAAGGAGAUGGAAGUUCCCCAUGUCUUCAUCCACUUCUUCGGUGAUGGCCGUGACACCGACCCCAAGAGCGCGUCCAAGUACAUGCAGCAGCUUCUGGACCAGACCAAGGAGAUUGGCACUGGUGAGAUCGCCACGAUCGUGGGACGCUACUGGGCUAUGGACCGUGACAAGCGCUGGGACCGGGUUGAGCUCGCCAUGAAGGGUAUUGUUUCGGGAGAGGGUGAAGAGAGCUCCGACCCCGUCAAGAUCAUCGAGGAGCGCUACACGAAGGACGAGACCGAUGAGUUCUUGAAGCCCAUCAUCGUCGGCGGCAAGGAACGCCGUGUCCAGGAUGACGACACCCUGUUCUUCUUCAACUACCGUUCCGACCGUGUCCGUGAAAUCACCCAGCUGCUCGGUGACUACGACCGCUCUCCCAAGGCCGAGUUCCCCUACCCCAAGAACAUCCACAUCACCACCAUGACCCAGUACAAGACCGACUACACGUUCCCCGUUGCCUUCCCCCCUCAGCACAUGGGUAACGUGCUUGCCGAAUGGCUCGGCAAGAAGGAUGUCCAGCAGUGCCAUGUCGCUGAAACCGAGAAGUACGCUCACGUUACUUUCUUCUUCAACGGUGGUGUUGAGAAGCAGUUCCCUGGCGAAGUCCGUGACAUGAUCCCUUCGCCCAAGGUCGCUACCUACGAUCAGGACCCCAAGAUGAGUGCUGCGGGUGUCGGCAAGAAGAUGGCCGAGCGCAUCGCCGAGGGCAAGUUUGAGUUCGUCAUGAACAACUUCGCUCCCCCUGACAUGGUGGGCCACACCGGUGUCUAUGAGGCCGCUAUCCAGGGUGUUGCUGCUACCGACAAGGCCAUCGGUGAGGUCUACGAGGCGUGCAAGGCGAACAACUACGCUCUCUUCAUUACGGCGGACCACGGAAAUGCCGAAGAGAUGCUCAACGAGAAGGGCACCCCUAAGACCUCUCACACCACCAACAAGGUGCCUUUCAUCCUGGCUAACGCCCCCAAGGGCUGGAAGCUCAAGGGCGACGGUGUCCUCGGCGACGUGGCCCCCACUGUGCUUGCUGCCAUGGGUAUCGAGCAGCCCGAGGAGAUGACCGGACAGAGUCUCCUGGUCAAGGAAUAG